This is a messenger RNA of Closterium sp. NIES-65, 1884 nucleotides long. The record is from the annotation of a GenBank genome assembly. NCBI's taxonomy places the organism in Eukaryota, Viridiplantae, Streptophyta, Zygnematophyceae, Desmidiales, Closteriaceae.
AUGGGGGGUGGGCGGGAGAGGGGACGGGGCGAUUGGCGGGAGGGGGAGGGGGACGGGGAGCGAAACUGGCGGAGGGAGGGAUCGGGGCGGUGGGAUGCGGACGAGGCGGGGGAGCGAGGGGGCGGGGGGAGGGAAUCCGGGGCGCGGGAUGGGUUUAGUAGGUUUGAGCAGGAUAGGCGGGGGGGUGACCAGAGGGGUUCCUUCUCUCGAGAUGGUGGCUCUCGAUAUAGUGACAGGGGGCGUGGUCGUGACGAGGUGCCACGUGGCGCUCGUCGUGACUAUAACGAGGGUUCCACCAGCGGGUUCAGGAACCGCGGAGGCCUCAGAGAGAGAAGAGACGACGCGGGGAGAGGCGACGGGUCGAGGUUUAGGGAAGGGUUUAAGCAGGGUUCAAGGAAUGGAGAGCAGUGGGAGAGUGAGGGACGCAGGGAGUACGAUUCCCGAGGAUAUUCAGGAGGGUUUAAGCGAGAGGAUCAGGCUGGAGAGGAAUGGGAGGAUCUGGAGUCAAGAAUGAGGAGGGAGUCGUUUUCAGGGAGGCGAGUGGGAGCAGCAGCGGCUGGUGGAGGCUCUGGGACGAGAGGGGAGGAGAGGGGGGGGACGAGAAGAGCACGUGAUCGAGACGCGGUGAGGGAGGGAGUGAGAGGCGGUGUGGAAGGCAAAGAAGAGGAGGGCGCGUGGCAGGACCCGCCGUUGCAUGUGGGCGAGGUGGCGAGCGUGAGUAACGCGUUUGUGAAGCGCGCCGUGCGGCUGAGGCAGAGCAGCGCAGCGCGGAGGGCGUGGGGGCGCGUGCUGGUGGCGGGCGAGGUGCCCGUGCAGGAGAUCUGCGCGCCCUGGCUGCAGGCGCAGGAGGGAGGGGAGGGGGAGGCGGCGCGGGAGGGGCGCCGAGAGGCGGAGAGGGAAGGCAGGGGGGAGACGCAGGGGGAGGCGCAGGGAGAGACGCAGGGGGAGGCGCAGGGAGAGACGCAGGGGGAGGCGCAGGGGCAGGGGGGUCUGGGCCCCAUCGGCCGUGGGCAGUGUCCUCUGGACAUCCUACUCGUGCAAUCCGAGUCCCCUUUGCCCCCGCCCCCUGGGCUGGUGCGUGUGGCUCGGCGCGUGCUGUACGUGUCCCCUGCUGUGAUGAGCCGCCUGGCAGGCGUGCAGAGCGUGGGCGCUGCUGCUGUCGCUGCUGUCAUGCUGCUGCCCGCCUCGUUCAAAGUGCUGGAGAGUGGUGGGGAUGGUGGGGGUGAUGGUGGUGGUUAUGGUGGUGAGGAGGAGGGAGACGAGGUGGGGGAGGAGGAGAGGGGGGGCUGGGACGGGAAGGGUUACGGGGAAGGGGAGGAGAGAGGUGGAGUGGAGGGGUUCGUGGGAAGGGCUGUGGAGGGACGGGUUGAAGAGGAAGGGGGGUUGGGGGAGGAAAAGGGGAGCUUAGGGGGAGGAGUGGGGAGGGAAGGGGCAGAAGGGGAGCACAGCAUAGGCAGGCGGUGGUUUGAAAGGGAGGGGGGCGGAAGAGGAUGGGGAGCUGGCAUGUCGCGAGUGCUUGUGCUGGAUGGCGUGCAGGACCCAGGCAAUCUGGGCACAUUGCUGCGCACGGCCCUGGCGUUUGACUGGCACGGCGUGUUUCUCCUGCCCGGAUGUUGCGACCCGUUUAACGACAAGGCAGUGAGGGCGUCAAGGGGAGUGUUGUUUCGCCUGCCUGUGGCUGUCGUGUUGGGCAGUGAGGGGCAGGGUCUAUCAGCCACAGCACUGCGCCUGUGCCAGCCAAUGGCCAUUCCCAUGCCGGGGGGGGCAGAGUCUCUCAAUGUGGCAGUUGCAGGAGGCAUCCUGCUCUUCCUGCUCGGCCCGCACUCCCCGCUACCUCCUUCCCGUCUCUCUACGAGUCCGCCUUCGCUCCCGGUUUCUGUUUAG